Molecule: messenger RNA, 657 nt
Organism: Lonchura striata (white-rumped munia)
Lineage: Eukaryota; Metazoa; Chordata; Aves; Passeriformes; Estrildidae
Source: RefSeq, a predicted model, not a curated record
AUGAGUGAGGGUUUGUUUUUUAUGCAGGAAGACACUGUGCUGCUGCUGUACCUGAUCUGCAAGGACACUGCUGGCCAGAGCGAGUCCUUGGAAAUUCUAGUCACCAUUCUGAAUGAGAACGAUAACUGCCCUGUGUUUCCACAGCCAAGCAUCACCAGGGAUGUCCCAGAGGCUACAGAAGUGGACACAGCCAUUGUAGCCCGUGAAGAAGUAACUGCUACUGAUGCUGACCUGGACAUCAUCUACUAUGAACUCAAUACCACAGUGCAGAACACAGACGGUUAUUUUGCCAUAAGAGGAGUUAACAACCCGGAAAUUUAUUUACAAAAAGCAUUGGACUAUGACAAAUUUCAUUCUACAACAUUGCUCUUGUAUGCGAGGGACAGGCCUGUGAACAGCUCCGAGCACACCAACACAGCCACUGCAACAAUAACCAUUACCAUCAAGCAGAGUGACACCCGGGCACCCUGGUUCCUGCCCUGCACCCAGCUCCACAAUGACACCAGCGUCUGCAUCAGCAGCCCCUACUCCGGCAGGGUCAACAUCUCCGAGAUAUCGAGGGACCCGCUCCUCCUGGAGCCAGGACCCAUCUAUGCUGUUGACCCUGACUACACCAUCAGCGACAGGAUCGUGUACAGCAUUGUUGGGGGUGAGUAG